ACUGUCAUUCGAAAUUUAGCUAAUCGUGUACACUUGAACUUAAAAUCAUUAUAAAUUAAGCAAAUUGAGUAAACAGUAAAGAUGCUGCGGUACUUGUGUUUCCUGGCUAUCAUAUUAGGAGUCAGAUCGGCUUUAGCGCCGUUCAUAAAGCCAUGCAAGACCGGCGACCGGCAAUGCAUCAUCCGCUCCGCACAGGCGGCUCUGCCCAUCGUUGCCCCCGGCAUUCCCGAGCUGAACGUGCCGUCCAUGGACCCGCUGCGGCUCGACCUAGUCAAGGGUGACACGGGCAGUCUUAAACUUACCUUCAAGAACACUGAUGUGAAGGGGAUGAAAGGAUGUUCUGUUGAUAAUGCUAAACAAGACUUAGUCAAGGGCAAGGCGUCGGUGACGAUUCGGUGCACGGUGACGUUAACGGGCGACUACGAGCUCGGCGGGCAGCUCGCCUUGCUGCCUGUGCAGGGGCAGGGCAAAUACACAAUCGACAUACGUGAUAUAAUAAUAAAGGCGUACACGGACCAGGAGACUGUGACGGGCGCGGACGGCAAACCGCACUGGCACAUUAAGGACUGGCGACACACCUACCAGGUUAAGACCAGCACCGUUUUCCACUUUGACAACCUCUUUGGCGGAAACAAGGCACUAGGCGAGCCGAUCCAGCAGUUCCUAAACUCCAAUUGGCGCGACGUAAUGAACGAGGUAGCUCCCCCCAUUGUGUACGCGAUCGUUGAAGGCGUCGUCAAAGGUGUCGAGGCUCUCUACAAGGCAGUCCCCGCUGAAGAGCUCUACAUUCCAUAGAAUUGUAUUCAUAAUACGGGUGUUUUGAAAAUCAUUCCUAACUUGCCUGAUUGUCUGUACAAUUAUUGCAGGGGCUAGCUGGCUGUAUAUUUAUUUUUAAAUUUAGUGUAGAAUUAAACGAUUUUCCUGAUUUUGAACGGUUUUCAGUU
Messenger RNA from Hyposmocoma kahamanoa, 944 nucleotides. Its product is annotated as protein takeout-like. The record is from RefSeq and is a predicted model, not a curated record. The transcript is spliced from 5 exons. Lineage: Eukaryota; Metazoa; Arthropoda; Insecta; Lepidoptera; Cosmopterigidae. The coding region runs from base 82 to 795 and encodes 237 amino acids.